CCUUUAAAAACUCAAAUUCUAUCACUCACUCUAAUCCAUACUAACUACUAUAAUUGAUCAAGCGGAGUUCUUUUUUGUUUGAGUGAGGAGGAAGAGGGUGAAGCAGAUAUGGAGAAGAAAGGUUGUGGUGUUGUAGUGCGGGUCAUGGUGGUGCUAAUGCUAGUGGAUGUUGCUAUUGCAAGAAUAGUGACCGACCAGAAAUUGAAUAAAAAAGUAAGGAGAAAUAUGCUCACUAAUAGCCUUGGCAUGACUCCUCCAAUGGGGAAAGUGUACCAGAGUACCAUUAAUUAAAUGCAAUACACUGAAAUAUAUGCAUUAAGAGAUGAAGGAUUCAUUGGAUUUGAUCUUCCCACCAAUAUGUCAAGAUUUAAGCACUUUGGUUCAUGUUUUUCCUGUGAUCUAUGUCCAUGACUUUUAUAAGAAUCAUGUACGUAGUACUAUUAUUCUCCCUGUUAGGAAUCUUUCAUGGUUUUUGCCAAUAUAUAAUGGCAUAAUAUGUACAUGGUAAGGGCAUUCAAUCUCGUUGAGACAUUGAUGUGGAAUUGUAUAUUCUCUUAAUCUACUUUAUGUUUUGUGUAUGUUCUCUAAUUAUUUUCUUUUGCAGAAAGGUUAAGCUGAAUCUGGGAUUUCUUUUUUAUAUAGGUGGAAUAGUUGGAAUCAUUUUGGCUACAAUAUUAAGGAAAAGGUCAUUAGAGAAACUAGUAAGUUUUGUAGCAUAAGAAAAACGUCAUCAUUAU
Messenger RNA from Rubroshorea leprosula, 737 nucleotides. NCBI's taxonomy places the organism in Eukaryota, Viridiplantae, Streptophyta, Magnoliopsida, Malvales, Dipterocarpaceae. The record is from the annotation of a GenBank genome assembly.